UGAUGUGUGAAGAAGUCCCUUGAACAGAAGAGAAGGGGAGCGGAGACUUGGAUCGAUCGUUUGUUUUGGAAAGCAACCGCAGAUGGCGUGUGUACCGUCAGGAGUGGGAACAGGAAGAGGAUACUUGACGAAGAUGAAGGAUUUAUCAGCGACGGCAUCUUUGAGUUUGAGAUCAUUGGAUUUAGGAGGAGGUAGGGGGAGGAGGAGGAUGAGAGGCGUGAUGGUGGCGAUGGCGGUGCAGGGUAAGUUCAAAGGGACGCAGAUGAGGGAGAAGCAGCUGACGGAGAUGAUUGAGAAGAAGGUGAUGGAAGCAAGGGAGGUUUGCGAGGGAGAUCCGAAGACGGACGAGUGCAAGGUGGCGUGGGACGAGGUGGAGGAGGUGAGCCAAGCCAAGGCCGAUCUUAGGCUCAAAUUGGAAAAGCACAAAGAUCCCCUCGAGUCAUUUUGUCGGGAGAAUCCGGAGACGGACGAGUGCCGAAUCUACGAGGAUUAAUUAUUCCAGAUUCCAGACUCCAGAUUCCAGAUUUCAGAAUUGAAAUCCACCAAAACUUGCUUGCUUCCUUCCCCGUCAUCGAGUGAUGCAUGGAUCCUGGUUAUUGCUGCAUCUGUAAUAUCUUGUUAGUGUAAAAGCAUCAGUUAACUGGUUGCCCAAAUAAUGUGUGUAAUAUUGAAAGUAUUAUUAUUAUUGUUUACUGUGGUGUUGAAUU
Pyrus x bretschneideri (Chinese white pear) is the source of this 707-nucleotide messenger RNA. RefSeq names its product calvin cycle protein CP12-3, chloroplastic. The transcript has a single exon. Lineage: Eukaryota; Viridiplantae; Streptophyta; Magnoliopsida; Rosales; Rosaceae. Bases 83 to 493 code for a protein of 136 amino acids. Gene Ontology annotation, cellular component: chloroplast. The record is from RefSeq and is a predicted model, not a curated record. Gene Ontology annotation, biological process: negative regulation of reductive pentose-phosphate cycle.